Messenger RNA from Pelobates cultripes (western spadefoot toad), 7402 nucleotides. Lineage: Eukaryota; Metazoa; Chordata; Amphibia; Anura; Pelobatidae. The record is from the annotation of a GenBank genome assembly.
AUGGAAAUCCGUACGCCAGCAAAACCUAUAGAUCAGAUCACAGUAGAAACCAUAAAAUCUCCUUACACCCAGAAAUCAGUGGAACCGGAGAGAGAGGUGCAAGUUCUUUUAAUACUUCAUUAAUGCACCCGAUCCUAACAGGGUUAUGUAGAUAAAAAUAUCAAUUUAAAGCACACUAAUAAUAUGCACAUCUUCAUAGACAUCCUCUGAUUUGUAUUCAGAUUCUGAAAAGGAAAGGAGGGCUCUCAGGACCAAUGUAUAUCCAAAGCUGAGGGAACACUGUCGACACUUCCAUGGGCUAGACUUCCAGGUACGUAAUCCCUGUUAUCAAAAAAUAUUCAGGUAAGAAACGUCAUUAAAAGUGAAGGCAGCUGUGUCCUCACCCAUGUGAUCCAUACAUCCUUUACAAUAUAACCGACUAUCUGGAAAUUAGAAUGCUCAAUGCUUGUUAGAACAUCAAUAGUACCUACACAAAACACAAAGCGAUAGAUGUAUUUAGUUUAAACACAUAUUAACACUGAGCCAACACUGAGCCAAGAGAUAUCAACCUAGACUGAAGCAGUCCACGUCACAUUCAAAAGACUUUUGUCAAGAUGUGAUAUUAUAAGGCAAAAAUAUUUUCUUUAAGAGAGACAACUACUUAAAUUAUCAAAGUGCAUUCCAGAAUUAUUAUUUUUUGAAAUUAUAUAUAUAUAUAGUGAUGUCCCCAACUGUUCGCCGAACGGUUCGCCACGGUUUGCCGCGGACUCCAGUCAGCUGACACAUUCCAGCCAAUCAGCAGCAGACCAUCCCUCCCAGACCCUCCCACCUCUUGGACAGCUUACUAAUAAUGCAGCUUCAAAAUGGAUGCUGUCCAGGAGGUGGGAGGGUCUGAGAUGGAGGGUCUGCUGCUAAUUGGCUGGAAUGUGUCAGCUGACUGGAGUCCGCGGCAAACCGUUCAUGGCGAACAGUUCGGCACAUCACUAUAUAUAUAUUUUUUAUGUAUAAAGAUAGCUUCUUAAUUUAAUACCUGCUCUAGCGAUAAGAGCUUUGGGUCUUUGUGGUGAGAUAUAAUUAAAGGGUUGCUCCAAGCACCAUUACACCUUAAGUGAUUUGAAGUGGUCAUGGUGUCUGCAAUCUGCAUGUUCAUUGUUUCGCUUUGAAAUGAAUCCCUCUCUAUAUCUCUAUAAAUAAACAACUUACUGGGAAUCCAGCACUGGGUGAAUUUCUCCUCUCUGCCUUCCAAUCCCCGUGCUGACACAGUUUACCUCUCUGACGUCGAAUCAAAUGCUUCUCAUAGUGAGGCAUUUCAUUGGACUAAUCUCCAGGAGUGCAAGUGCACGCUCUGAGCCGAGAAAGUAAAAAAAAAAAAAAAGAGUAAAAAAAUCAGAAUGCAGGAGGUGCUGGGAAUGAGGUAGGGAGUUUUCAGAGGGGCACACUCGUGUCCCCUUGCAGACGCACCCACAUCGCUACCUUCAAUGGUAGGAGCUGAUAACAAUGGCAUGCAGUGCGCACUGACAACAGAUGUCAUUUUAUCUCAGGUUCCUUCUUUCUGCCGGCAUUAUUAGCUUGUUUGUGCACCCAUCGCCCAGUUACAGGCGCUCUCUGAGUGUAUGAUAUGUAUUUUAAUAGGUGCUGGAUGGAUAUGAGGGCGUUCUUCCGGAACAUUACUAUAGCGCCAGUGUUCGAAAAUCCCGUAUGCGGCUCCUUGAGAAAUGCUUGCGAUCACCAACUGGUCCCUGCUUUGUGGUAAGUUUGCUAAUGAGGAGGCAGAAGUUGAAUAGACGCACAUUUUAAAGCAUUAUGGGGAUAGUACAUUAAAAAUAAAUGCAGAUAAAUUAAAACGAAUCCAAUCCUGUCUCUGUACCGAUUACAAAGUACGGUAUACAUAAAAGAAAUAUAGUGUAACAAAAAGAAAACAACAUGUGUUAUCAAGCGCAACUUGUUAUAUGUAGUCUUUCGAGGUUAGACAAAUCUCUUCAUAUCAUAACAGCCUAGUUCAUUGGAUAGUUCAUUGGAUGUGAACCAGUUAUCUAGGUAACUGUAUUUAUUUUUGUUCUAAGUUCUAAACAUUUUUAUUUUGUUUUGUUAUGGUCUUUUAGGUCAUUAUCGACAACUUGAUAAAAAUUCUGGGCAAGGUGUUAUAGGGACAAUCCAGCCUUCUAAUACACUUUAGCUUGCUGAAAUACUUUAUGUGUGAAGAGUGUGUUUUUUUUUUUUUCAUUUUACAAAAAAUGCAGAUUUCAAUAGAAAUGUUAUAAGUUAAAGGGAAACUCCAGUGCCAGGAAAACAAUCUGUUUACCUGGCUCUGCAGGUCCCCUCUCCCUCCCACCCCCAAUCCCCAGUUGCUGAAGGGGUGGAAAUGUCCCACAUCGCUGCUUCUUCUUCCGCCGCCACUCCUCCCAGUGAUUACAUUGGCCGGUGGGUGAGACUGAUCCUGCCCACCGGCCUGGGAGACCUAAUGCGCAUGCUCGGCAAUGCCGCGCAUGUGAAUUAGAGCUCCCCAUAGGAAAGCAUUGAAAAUGCUUUUCAAUGCUUUCCUAUGGGGAAAUGAGCAAUGCUGGAGGUCCUCACACAGCGUGAGGACGUCCAGCGACGCUCUAGCACAGGUUUUCUGUGCUAUGAUGCAGGAAGUGGCCUCUAGUUGCUGUCUAGAAGACAGCCACUAGAAGUGGAGUUAACCCUGCAAGGUAAUUAUUGCAGUUUAUGAAAAACUGCAAUAAUUACAGUUGCAGGGUUAAGAGUAGUUGGAGAUGGCACCCAGACCACUCCAAUGAGCAGAAGUGGUCUGGGUGCCUGGCGUGUCCCUUUAACCCUAUUACACCCCCUAUCCCCACCCCCAACCCCUGGAUGUCAAUCAGACAACCGAUCCUGUUACUUCCUGGUUUGGUUCAAACAAUGGAACUAAACUCAGGAGGCAGCAAUCGCUCAGAGCACCUGCCUUGCAAAGACUUCUCAUUGACUUGCAUUGGACAAGAAGUCUUGCAUGGUUUGCAAAAGCUCCAGACAAGAGCUCUUCAGCUUUUGUAGGCUGUGCUUAGAUAUACCCUAAUGUAAAAAUACAUAGUUAAUUGCAAUUAUGCUUUUAUUGGGGGUAAAUCUACUAAGCAUUGAUUUUCUUUAUUAAUAUGUUUUGGGGAUUUGGGCAGCAAAGAUUACACUUCGCACUUUUCCCUUCAGCAAUUUGACUUUAUAACUAUUUUGCCUAUUUUGGUAUCAGAACUGUCAAGGGCUCAUUUAUACAGGAAUCAUCUUUUUCUGUUUGCUCAAAAUUAAAGAAUUAUUAAGCAAGAAAGGCGCAUUCUUUUUUAUACAUUGAUGAAAAGGGAAGAAUGUAAAAGUUGCUUAUUUGUAAUAGAAAACCUCUAACCCGAGAUGUUAAUGGCAUGGAAAACGUUUGUGCUUUUUUAAUACAAUGGAAGCAAUACAAAACAAACAAGUAAUAUAAUACAAAUAAGGAAACGGCGCAGUGAGGGAUGUUUCACUGCAAAUAAUAGAAUAAGUAGACGUGAAUAGGAACAAGAAACUCCAUAGAACGUACAGUAUGUGUGUUCCAGAAUUACAGGGACACUGUAGGCACCAUAACCACUUCACCUUAUUGAAGUGGUUAUAGUGUCUGGAGUUUAAAAAAGUUUCAUAAUGUAUAGUACUGACUUUCUCCUUACUAUCACAAAAUGCAACUAGGAUAAAUCCAUCGUAUUUGCACUUUUUUAAAGUUAUUUUCAUGCCAAAAGAGAUGCAAAGCGAUCAUUUUUGUGUUUGAUAAUAAAUGCCAGUAAUAAAGAAUUGCUGAAUUGUCCUCCAAGGCCUUUAUAGGGGAAGAAUAUGGUGAACCCUGCCUUCCGGCUCAGAUCGAGUGCGAUGAGUUUGAGAACGUCCUGAAUACAGCUGCAGAAAAUGAGCUUUGCACAAUGUGUCUGGAACGUUGGUAUCUGCGGGAUGAAAACGCCAUCCCACCAGUUUAUAGCCUGCUUGAUAAAGAGGAAGACCUUCCACAUAUUAGGAUGAAGGUAAAAUUGAAAUGGUUAUUCACUAAGUGAGAAUUCUAAGAGAAUUUUACAUUUAAGGCAAGAAUAGCCAGACUGAAAGCAUUGCUGACUUAGAGAAAUUUCAGUUCGGUUAUUUUGGGUUUAAAUUUGAAAUUCACUUUGAAUUCUCACUAGUGAAUAACUCUGUGUAUCAUGUUGCUAAUGUUUAUAUAAGGUGAAUCACGUAUUUAAAUUCCAAAGUGAAACCCUGCUCAGAUAUUUGUGUUCAGUUUAUGAAUCAAAGAAACAUAGAAUGUGACGGCAGAUAAGAACCAUUCGGCCCAUCUAGUCUGCCCAAUUUUCUAAAUACUUUCAUUAGUCCCUAGCCUUAUCUUAUAGUUGGGAUAGCCUUAUGCCUAUCCCACGCAUGCUUAAACUCCUUUACUGUGUUAACCUCUACCACUUCAGCUGGAAGGCUAUUCCAUGCAUCCACUACCCUCUCAGUAAAGUAAUACUUCCUGAUAUUAUUUUUAAACCUUUGUCCCUCUAAUUUAAGACUAUGUCCUCUUGUUGUGGUAGUUUUUCUUCUUUUAAAUAUAGUCUCCUCCUUUACUGUGUUGAUUCCCUUUAUGUAUUUAAAUGUUUCUAUCAUAUCCCCCCGUCUCGUCUUUCCUCCAAGCUAUACAUGUUAAGAUCCUUUAACCUUUCCUGGUUCGUUUUAUUCUGUUAUCCAUGAACCAGUUUAGUAGCCCUUCUCUGAACUCUCUCCAAAGUAUCAAUAUCCUUCUGGAGAUACGGUCUCCAGUACUGCGUACAAUACUCCAAGUGAGUGUGUUCUGUACAAGAUCCCUGAGGUACCCCACUGGUAACUAGACCUUGCUUUGAAUAUACUUCAUUGACUACAACCCUCUGUUGCCUGUCAUUCAGCCACUGCCUUACCCAUUCAACAAUAUUGGAAUCCAAACUUAAAGAUUGCAAUCCUCUACACAGAGCACCAAUGCAUGGGUGGCACCAGCCAGUCUCACAUCCCACCGCACACAGAGCACUACUGCAUGGGAGGCACCAGCCAGUCUCACAUCCCACCGCACACAGAGCACCAAUGCAUGGGUGGCACCAGCCAGUCUCACAUCCCACCGCACACAGAGCACCAAUGCACGGGUGGCACCAGCCAGUCUCACAUCCCACCACACACAGAGCACAUGGGUGGCACCAACCAGUCUCACAUCCCACCUCACAAUUUUCCUGCUUGUUAGAGUGCCCUACCUACUUCACUCAGAACACCUCCACAAAUGGGUCACUUUCCUGUCUCACACAUAGCUGAAUAGGAACUUUGUAGGACAACCUCAUAACCCAUCACAUAAAAACUUGGGGAUACCAAUCAGACUUGCAAAAGUCAAAGAAAGAAAAUGGGGGGACGGGGAGCAAACUCUGAGAAUUCCACAGAUAUGAUGUUAUGUGAAAUUAUAAUACAUUUAUUUAAAAAAAAAAACUGCCAAUGUAAACAAUAAUCAAACUGUCAAAAAACUAUUUCCAGUCAAUUGCCCUUCUAAUUAAAUAAACUGCCCACUGUUUGAGUGUUACAUAGGCUGAAAGUCUAUAUUGGCAAACAGUAACAAGUUUCAGUCAGGAUCACAAAACUAAUCAAUACAAUUACAAUGUUAUCACACAGGGUUCACUGAGUGCAGUGUGCAUUCUGUGCCUUGUCAUAAAAUAACAGUAACAGUCAUGAUUUUCAAAUGAAAGUUCACAAAAGAGAAAGAAAGUGAGAAAAAUUAAUGAAUAAAAUAAGAAAAUAAGAAAAAUAAGUAAAAUGAGAAAUGUCUGUCCAACAUAUUCCAGCGUCCGAAGCUGGGGUGAGGUAGGCACAAGUCAAGUACAGGGAUGCUCUUUGGAGGGUUUGAUGAUCAAAGAAUCCAAAGAAUGCCACAAUAUAUAAAAUAAUCAACCAUAGAACAAUCUAACCUCACCAGUCCAUACGUGAUACGAGGGUGUAGCGGAACACGUAUGGUAUUUAGAGUGAUACCAGAAAGUCUCGGGUAUUGUCUGCUGUGACUAAAACCUCACGGGAGGCAGGCGGACUGCACACUUUGAAGAUUCCUUGCUUAAAGGGUAUACUGUUGUUACUAUAACAUUUUAAUCUCAUUGUAUUAAUUAUAGUAUCAGGAGUCCCCUAGCUCUGUCCUUCCAGUGGUAAACCAUUUUUGAGCAGUUUAACACUAAAUUAAGGCUCGCGGACACUCACGGGCCGGCCCCUACUGGAGGUGUGGCUAAGGCAGAGAUUAUAUACUUCCUUCUAGACAUAAUUAUUUAUACCAACAAUGGGAUCUGUGAUACUCUCAGCCAAUCCCUGCCACCCACUGCAUUAACCCAAGCAGCUUAGAGGGAAUGGGCUCCUGGGACUCUAGUUUAGCGUUAAAUCAUUAUAGUGAGUUUUACAUUGAAUGGAAGGACAGUGCCAGGGGACCCAGACACUAUAACCACUUCAAUUAGAUGAAGCAGUUACAGUGCCUAAAAUGUCCCUUUAAUUUAAAGGCCCUAAAGCUGUGCUUCAUAUUUUGGAGGCAAUCGAGGGACACUCCAGGGACCAUUAGCACCUCACUCUUUGAGGAGUGCCGGUUCACACUAUCAGGGUUACUCACUACAGUGAGAACUCAAGGUGAAUUCAAAAUAAAUAAAAAAUUUCAAGUCGAAAUAGCUCAACUGGAAAAUCCUCAAGUCAGCUAUGCUUUUUGUUUGGCCACCCUGGCCUCAAAUUUGAAAUCCCCUUUGAAUUCAAUUUUAAUUUUUUCUUUAGUAAAUAGCCUUGUAUAACGUUUCAUUGUUCUGUAUAAUGACAGAUUUUGCCGCUUACGUCAAAACAGUUACAAUUCUUUUAGGGCCCAGAUUGAGGCCGUUACGUUAUCAGUGAUAUUUUGACUCUUUCACUUUGAAGGAGGGAGCUGGGCCUCGGGGCCUCGGUCAGGACUGGUUCUAUGAUGCUUCCCAUGAAAUGAUGAAGAUCUUCCAUACGGUGGUACCUCUGUGUGUGCAGGCGGGGAGUAUGAAACCCAAGCAAGCUGAUAAAUAUUUCAAUUCAGGUGAUUUCAUACAGUGCUGAAAUGUGGUAAAUUGACAAUUUAUGAAAAAUCGCCUCAUCAUUCUUUGUUAUCGAUUUUAUUAACCGACACGGUGUACUGGGCAAUAGCAGGUCCAUUUCUCUACCAUUCUUCCAUCUCCACCUAUGUUACCAGUUAGUGGAUAAGCAUUUACACUCAGGGCUGGUGCCAACUAUAGGCGAUGUAGGCGCUGGCCUAGGGCGCACGUUUGGAAGGGGAUCCAUGCGCACGCACAAUGCUUGUAGAAGUGCCGCGGUGCGCAGCACGAAGGAUAGAGGCGUGGGCGCCAAGAGUGCCUUCAAUUUGUAUUGCAGCAUCCCGGGAGUGCAGAAAUGGAACUGGAUUCCCCAAGGAAGGUAA